UCCGGCAGUAGGAGCGCGAGCCCAGCCUGCCCCAGCAGGCAGCCCGGCGCCCCGAGAGACCAUGCAGAAGUCGCCUCUGGAGAAGGCCGGCGUCCUCUCCAAACUUUUUUUCAGCUGGACUAGACCGAUUUUGAGAAAAGGGUACAGACAACGCCUGGAAUUGUCCGACAUCUACCAAAUCCCUUCUGCUGAUUCUGCAGACAACCUGUCUGAGAAGCUGGAGAGAGAAUGGGAUAGAGAGCUGGCUUCAAAGAAAAAACCCAAACUCAUUAAUGCCCUUCGGAGGUGCUUUUUCUGGAGAUUUAUGUUCUAUGGAAUCUUAUUAUAUUUAGGGGAAGUCACCAAAGCCGUACAGCCUCUCCUACUGGGGCGAAUCAUAGCUUCCUAUGAUCCCGAUAACAAGGUGGAGCGCUCCAUUGCCAUUUACCUGGGCAUAGGCCUGUGCUUACUCUUUGUUGUGAGGACCCUACUCCUACACCCAGCAAUUUUUGGUCUUCAUCAUAUUGGAAUGCAGAUGAGAAUAGCCAUGUUUAGUUUGAUUUAUAAGAAGACUUUAAAGCUGUCAAGCCGUGUUCUAGAUAAAAUAAGUAUUGGGCAACUUAUUAGUCUCCUUUCCAACAACCUGAACAAAUUUGAUGAAGGGCUCGCGCUGGCCCAUUUCGUGUGGAUUGCACCUCUGCAAGUGACUCUGCUGAUGGGGCUGCUCUGGGAGCUACUACAGGCCUCUGCCUUCUGCGGCCUUGCUUUCCUAAUAGUCCUUGCCCUUGUUCAAGCCGGGCUAGGGAGGAUGAUGAUGAAGUACAGGGAUCAAAGAGCUGGAAAGAUCAAUGAGAGACUAGUGAUCACUUCAGAAAUGAUUGAAAACAUCCAAUCUGUUAAAGCAUACUGCUGGGAGGAAGCAAUGGAAAAAAUGAUUGAAAACCUAAGACAAACAGAACUGAAGCUGACCCGGAAAGCAGCCUACGUGAGAUACUUCAACAGCUCAGCCUUCUUCUUCUCAGGGUUCUUUGUGGUGUUUUUAUCUGUGCUUCCUUACGCACUUACCAAAGGGAUCAUCCUGCGCAAAAUAUUCACCACCAUCUCAUUCUGCAUCGUCCUGCGCAUGGCGGUUACUCGGCAGUUCCCCUGGGCUGUGCAGACAUGGUAUGACUCUCUUGGAGCAAUAAACAAAAUCCAGGAUUUCUUACAAAAGCAAGAAUAUAAAACACUGGAAUACAACUUAACAACUACAGAGGUCGUGAUGGAUAACGUAACAGCCUUCUGGGAAGAGGGAUUUGGAGAAUUAUUUGAGAAAGCAAAGCAAAACAAUAAUGAUAGAAAAAUCUCCAAUGGUGAUAACAACCUCUUCUUCAGUAACUUCUCACUUCUUGGUGCUCCUGUCUUGAAAGAUAUCAGCUUCAAGAUAGAAAGAGGGCAGCUGUUGGCGGUGGCUGGAUCUACUGGUGCUGGAAAGACUUCGCUUCUGAUGAUGAUUAUGGGAGAGCUGGAGCCUUCAGAGGGUAAAAUUAAGCACAGCGGAAGAAUAUCAUUCUGCUCUCAGUUUUCCUGGAUCAUGCCUGGCACCAUUAAAGAGAACAUCAUCUUCGGUGUUUCCUACGAUGAGUAUAGAUAUAAGAGUGUCAUCAAAGCUUGCCAACUAGAAGAGGAUAUCUCCAAGUUUACAGAGAAAGACAAUACCGUUCUUGGAGAAGGUGGAAUUACUCUGAGUGGAGGUCAACGAGCAAGAAUUUCUUUAGCAAGAGCAGUAUACAAAGAUGCUGAUUUGUACCUAUUGGACUCUCCUUUUGGAUAUCUAGAUGUCUUAACAGAAAAAGAAAUAUUUGAGAGCUGUGUCUGUAAAUUGAUGGCCAACAAAACUAGGAUUUUGGUCACUUCUAAAAUGGAACAUUUAAAGAAAGCUGACAAAAUAUUAAUUUUACAUGAAGGCAGCAGCUAUUUUUAUGGUACUUUUUCUGAACUCCAAAGUCUACGGCCGGACUUUAGCUCAAAGCUCAUGGGAUAUGAUUCUUUUGACCAGUUUAGUGCAGAAAGAAGAAAUUCAAUCCUAACUGAGACCUUACGGCGUUUCUCAUUAGAAGGAGAUGCUAGUAUCUCCUGGAAUGAUACCAGAAAACAAUCUUUUAAACAGAAUGGAGAGUUGGGGGAAAAACGGAAGAACUCUAUUCUCAAUCCAAUCAACUCUAUGAGAAAAUUUUCUAUUGUACCAAAAACUCCUUUACAAAUGAAUGGCAUUGAAGAAGAUUCGGAUGCAUCCAUAGAGCGGAGGCUAUCCUUGGUUCCAGAUUCAGAACAGGGAGAGGCGAUUCUACCUCGAAGCAACAUGAUCAACACUGGCCCCAUGCUGCAGGGCUGCAGGAGGCAGUCGGUUCUGAACCUGAUGACACACUCGGUCAGCCAAGGUCCCAGCAUUUACAGAAGGACAACCACAUCUGCACGAAAAAUGUCUCUGGCCCCUCAGACAAACUUGACUGAAAUGGACAUAUAUUCAAGACGGUUAUCUCAAGAAAGUGGCUUGGAAAUUAGUGAAGAGAUUAAUGAAGAAGACUUAAAGGAAUGCUUUAUUGAUGAUGUGGACAGCAUACCAACAGUGACCACAUGGAAUACAUACCUUCGGUAUAUUACUGUCCACAGGAGCUUGAUUUUUGUGCUAAUUUGGUGCAUAGUUAUUUUUCUAGCUGAGGUGGCUGCCUCCUUGGUUGUGUUGUGGCUAUUUGGAAACACUGCUCCUCAAGACAAAGAGAAUAGUACAAAAAGUGGGAACAGCAGCUAUGCCGUGAUUAUCACCAGCACCAGCUCUUACUACUUUUUUUACAUUUAUGUGGGAGUAGCUGACACCUUGCUUGCACUGGGAUUAUUCAGAGGUUUGCCACUGGUGCAUACUCUAAUCACAGUGUCGAAAAUUUUACACCACAAAAUGUUACAUUCUGUUCUUCAGGCGCCCAUGUCAACACUCAACACGUUGAAAGCAGGUGGGAUUCUUAAUAGAUUCUCCAAGGAUAUAGCCGUUCUGGAUGAUCUGCUGCCUCUUACCAUAUUUGACUUCAUCCAGUUAUUGUUAAUUGUGAUUGGAGCCAUAGCAGUGGUUUCGGUUUUAAAACCUUACAUCUUCCUAGCAACAGUUCCGGUGAUAGCAGCCUUUAUUUUAUUGAGAGCAUACUUCCUCCAUACCUCACAGCAACUCAAGCAACUGGAAUCUGAAGGUAGGAGUCCAAUUUUUACUCAUCUUGUUACAAGCUUGAAAGGAUUAUGGACACUUCGUGCCUUUGGACGGCAGCCUUACUUUGAAACUCUGUUCCACAAAGCUCUGAAUUUACACACUGCCAACUGGUUCUUGUAUCUGUCAACACUACGCUGGUUCCAAAUGAGGAUAGAAAUGAUUUUUGUCCUCUUCUUCAUUGCCGUAACCUUCAUUUCCAUUUUAACAACAGGUGAAGGAGAAGGAAGAGUUGGUAUUGUUCUAACUUUAGCCAUGAAUAUCAUGAGUACGUUGCAGUGGGCUGUGAACUCCAGCAUAGAUGUAGAUAGCUUGAUGCGAUCUGUGAGUCGAGUCUUUAAGUUUAUUGACAUGCCAACAGAAGAAACUAAGCCUACCAAAUCCAUCAAACCAUCCAGUAACUGCCAGCUAUCAAAAGUUAUGAUUAUUGAGAAUCAACAUGUGAAGAAAGAUGACGUCUGGCCCUCAGGAGGCCAAAUGACUGUCAAAGAUCUCACAGCAAAAUAUAUAGACAGCGGAAAUGCCAUCCUGGAGAACAUUUCCUUCUCAAUAAGUCCUGGCCAGAGGGUGGGCCUCUUGGGAAGGACUGGCUCAGGGAAGAGUACUUUGUUAUCAGCAUUUUUGAGACUACUGAACACUGAAGGGGAAAUCCAGAUUGAUGGUGUGUCUUGGGAUUCAAUCACUUUGCAGCAGUGGAGAAAAGCCUUUGGAGUGGUCCCACAGAAAGUAUUUAUCUUUUCUGGAACAUUUAGAAAAAACUUGGAUCCCUAUGAACAAUGGAGUGAUCAAGAAAUAUGGAAAGUUGCAGAUGAGGUUGGACUCAGAUCUGUAAUAGAACAAUUUCCUGGGAAGCUUGAUUUUGUCCUUGUGGAUGGGGGCUAUGUCCUCAGCCAUGGCCAUAAGCAGUUGAUGUGCUUGGCCAGAUCUGUUCUCAGUAAGGCAAAGAUCUUGCUGCUUGAUGAACCCAGUGCUCAUCUGGAUCCUAUAACAUACCAAAUAAUUCGGAGAACUCUGAAACAAGCAUUUGCUGAUUGCACAGUAAUCCUCUGUGAACACAGGAUAGAGGCAAUGUUGGAAUGCCAACGAUUUCUGGUCAUAGAAGAGAACACAGUGCGGCAGUAUGAAUCCAUCCAGAAAUUGCUGAGUGAGAAGAGCCUCUUCCGGCAGGCCAUCAGCUCCUCCGACAGGGCAAAGCUCUUCCCCCACAGGAACUCAAGCAAGCACAAGUCUCGACCCCAGAUCACUGCUCUGAAGGAGGAGGCAGAAGAAGAAGUACAAGAAACAAGGCUCUAGAGAGCCAGUGCAAAUGUUUGCAUGGGACAUUCCCUCAUAGAGUUGGGGGAGAAACAGUUGCCUCUGCCUCAGAAAACAAGGAGAAAUAAUGUUUUUUUUUUUUUUUUUUAGCAAACAUUUUGGAACAAAGAGUUGAGGACAUUCUUAUGAUCUAUAUAGAUGGCUUCCUGGCCAUGGUCAAAUCAUGUGAAGGGUACUUCAAAUCCUUGAAGAUUAACCCCUGGGGUUUUUCUUUGCCCUUUGGUAGUAGUUGGGAAGGCAGCUAUAAAAUUCAGCCAGGUUAGAUGUUUAGCUUACUGUUUAGUGAAACUUGUUCAUUUGUCUUAUUGAAGAACUGAAAUCAUGCUUCUUAGAGGAAUGAUUAAGUAAUGGUAACUGGAAACUUUAGUAGUUCAUAUAAAUUUAUAUCCCCCUUUCUCUCCUCUCUUCAAGAUAUUUAGAAACACAACUACAGUCAUGCACUGAAUGGUGAUGUUUCUGUCAACAAUGGACUAUAUCUACAAUGUAUAUGUAUAACACAUAGCCUGGGUUUGCAGUAAUAAUCUAGGAUGUUCAUACAACAGCAAAAUUAUCUAAUGACUCAUUGCUCAAAAUAUGUCCCUGUCUUUAGGUGGCACAUGACAAUUCAUUGUCUGCCAAGCAUUCUGGCUCUCAUUUCUGAGGAAGUGUUAGAAUACUGUAAGAGUCAAAAAGCAUCACAUCAAUAAAAGCCCCGUUCCAUUUAGCCUGGAAGUUAAGAUGCAGGUGAAGAUGCCUGCAUCUCAUAUUGGACUUCAGUACUCAGCUCUGGUUCCCGAGUUUAGUUUCCUGUUAAUGCAAACCCUGGGAGACAGAGGUGAUGGCUCAAGUGAUUGUGUUCCUGCCACCCACAAGGGAGACCUGGAUUGAGUUACAGGUUUCCAGUUUCAGCCCAGUCUAGUCUCAGCCACUGCAGGCAUUUGGAGGAGUGUAUAAGUGUCCCAUUCAACAUGUGGUGGUCAGGAAAGAGAACUUCCAAUUGUGCAGAUUAGGGUUAGUACCAUCCAGCUUUACCAAAAAUCUAGCCAAGUCAGAUAAUUAGAAUGCACAGAGCAGCUCUGUUGAUGCUGAAAUUGACAGGACUUUCCCUGACCUCCAGGAUAUAACAAGCUCAUAAGGCAUAUGGACCGGAAGAUGGCUGGAGACGUGUGUUGUGCAAACUGUCACAGGGAAGCCCUUCUUACCUGAGAAGCUCUCAGUAGAAAAUGCAUGGGUAGAUAGGCCAUGGGUGCUAUAGUGGACACACAGGAAAUAUGAGCAUCUAGAUCUAAAUGGUGAUGGUGGUGUGUCUUCAGGCUAACUAUACGUGCUUCAUACUGUCUGCUCUGAAGGAGAGAGGGAAUGGGAGACACCUCAAAGAAGAGCCAAUCAUGAAUUAGUUUUAUAUGCUUUUUUUAUAAUUUUGUGAUGCAAAUAAAAUUUUCUCUAGAAAAUAUUUAUUUUGAUAAUGUUUCAAACUCUUACAUAACAAUGCUGUGUUUUAAGAAUGAUCAUAUUAUGAAUUAUAUUUGUAUGAAAGAAUUUUAUAUUUGCAAUGUUGACUUUUUAAUGCCUUUAGAUAUUUUUAUGAUAUAUUAUGUCAAGAUUGGGUGAGAAGAACCUAGGGUAAUAUGGCCCAGGCCAUGACUCACUUUUACAGUGUCAAGAGAAACAUCAGGGCUGAUGAUGUUGCACACACCUACGUGGCUCUUGCCCAGAACUCAGGUUGUCUCUUAGAUGUAGUUCUGAAGAAGACGGUACCAUAAGUCCGACUGCUCCUACCAAGGACACACUGCCAUUCCUACUUCAAGCUAACCCUGAAGAAGAUUGCAUUGUAUUUAUUACUGUAAGAAAAUAACACCUGUCAAUA
Molecule: messenger RNA, 6374 nt
Organism: Lepus europaeus (European hare)
Lineage: Eukaryota; Metazoa; Chordata; Mammalia; Lagomorpha; Leporidae
Gene: CFTR
Product: CF transmembrane conductance regulator
Exons: 27
Coding region: 62-4507 (1481 amino acids)
Biological process (GO): bicarbonate transport; chloride transmembrane transport
Cellular component (GO): cytosol; apical plasma membrane; plasma membrane
Molecular function (GO): ABC-type transporter activity; chloride channel activity; ATP hydrolysis activity
Source: RefSeq, a predicted model, not a curated record